Saccharomyces paradoxus is the source of this 1560-nucleotide messenger RNA. RefSeq names its product aldehyde dehydrogenase (NADP(+)) ALD4 (gene ALD4). Gene Ontology annotation, molecular function: aldehyde dehydrogenase (NAD+) activity. The record is from RefSeq and is a predicted model, not a curated record. The transcript has a single exon. Lineage: Eukaryota; Fungi; Ascomycota; Saccharomycetes; Saccharomycetales; Saccharomycetaceae. The coding region runs from base 1 to 1560 and encodes 519 amino acids.
AUGUUUAGUAGAUCUACGCUCUGCUUAAAGACGUCCGCAUCCUCCAUUGGGAGACUGCAAUUAAGAUAUUUCUCUCACCUCCCUAUGACGGUGCCUAUCAAGCUACCCAAUGGGUUGGAAUAUGAGCAACCAACAGGGUUGUUCAUUAACAACAAGUUCGUUCCUUCUAAACAGAACAAGACCUUCGAAGUCGUUAACCCUUCCACGGAAGAGGAAAUAUGUCACAUUUAUGAAGGUAGAGAAGACGAUGUGGAAGAGGCUGUACAAGCUGCUGACCGUGCCUUCUCCAAUGGGUCUUGGAACGGUAUCGACCCUAUUAACAGGGGUAAGGCAUUGUACAGGUUGGCCGAAUUAAUUGAACAAGAUAAGGACGUCAUUGCUUCUAUCGAAACUUUGGAUAACGGUAAGGCUAUCUCCUCCUCAAGAGGUGAUGUUGAGCUAGUCAUUAACUAUUUGAAAUCUUCCGCUGGCUUUGCUGAUAAAAUUGAUGGUAGGAUGGUUGAUACUGGCAGAACGCAUUUCUCAUACACUAAAAGACAGCCCUUGGGUGUUUGUGGGCAAAUAAUCCCUUGGAAUUUCCCACUAUUGAUGUGGGCCUGGAAAAUUGCUCCUGCUUUGGUCACCGGUAACACCGUCGUGUUGAAGACUGCCGAAUCCACUCCAUUGUCCGCUUUGUACGUAUCUAAAUACAUUCCACAAGCGGGUAUCCCUCCGGGUGUUAUCAACAUUGUGUCUGGGUUCGGUAAGAUUGUGGGCGAGGCCAUUACUAACCAUCCAAAAAUCAAGAAGGUUGCCUUCACAGGGUCCACGGCUACGGGUAGACACAUUUAUCAAUCCGCAGCCGCAGGCUUGAAAAAAGUGACGUUGGAAUUGGGUGGUAAAUCACCAAACAUUGUCUUCGCGGACGCCGAAUUGAAAAAAGCCGUGCAAAACAUCAUCCUAGGUAUCUACUAUAAUUCUGGUGAAGUUUGCUGUGCAGGUUCAAGAGUGUAUGUGGAAGAAUCUAUUUACGACAAAUUCAUUGAAGAGUUUAAGGCCGCCUCUGAAUCCAUCAAGGUAGGCGACCCAUUCGAUGAAUCAACUUUCCAAGGUGCGCAAACCUCUCAAAUGCAACUAAACAAAAUCUUGAAGUACGUUGACAUUGGUAAGAGUGAAGGUGCCACUUUGAUCACCGGUGGUGAAAGAUUAGGUAGCAAGGGUUACUUCAUUAAACCAACUGUUUUCGGUGACGUUAAGGAAGACAUGAGAAUCGUCAAGGAAGAAAUCUUUGGCCCUGUUGUUACCGUUACCAAAUUUAAAUCUACGGACGAAGUCAUUAACAUGGCAAACGAUUCUGAAUACGGGUUGGCUGCCGGUAUUCACACCUCUAAUAUUAAUACCGCUCUAAAAGUGGCUGAUAGAGUUAAUGCAGGUACCGUCUGGAUAAACACUUAUAACGAUUUCCACCAUGCAGUUCCUUUCGGUGGGUUCAAUGCAUCUGGUUUGGGCAGAGAGAUGUCUGUUGACGCUUUACAAAACUAUUUGCAAGUUAAAGCCGUCCGUGCCAAAUUGGAUGAGUAA